Lactuca sativa (garden lettuce) is the source of this 2169-nucleotide messenger RNA. RefSeq names its product phytoene desaturase 3 (gene PDS3). Gene Ontology annotation, cellular component: chloroplast thylakoid. Gene Ontology annotation, biological process: carotenoid biosynthetic process. Gene Ontology annotation, molecular function: phytoene dehydrogenase activity. The record is from RefSeq and is a predicted model, not a curated record. Lineage: Eukaryota; Viridiplantae; Streptophyta; Magnoliopsida; Asterales; Asteraceae.
CUGACGAAGUUCCAACAACGAAAGAAGCCAAAAACAAUCCCAAAAUUGAACGCCUAUUUUUAUCCCCCAUUCUCUCUCUUUCCAUCUUCUUCUCUUCCAUUGAAGCACCUCCAACUCUCGUCUCAAUCAUCACGUCUGCUUGCCCACACAGUCAGAUUGUACCUCAAAUCUCCCACCCACCAUAACAUCCAUUCAGUUAUAACAAAAGGGCUUUUACUGUUGACCUACUGACCCUAAAAGCUUGUUGUGGUGAACCCAAAUUGGGUGUUUGGUGAGGUGAUAUGUCUCUGUUUGGAAAUGUUUCUGCCAUUAACUCAAGUGGAAAGUGUAUAGUAAUGAAUCUUUCAAGCACACAAAUCACUUCAAGAGAUUGUUUCAAGAUUACCUCAGGGCAAAAAGAUGUUUUGUCAUUUGGAUGCUGUGAUGCUAUGGGUAACAGAUUGCAAUUCCCAAGUGCUCGUUCUUUUACACCAAGAUCAAAGAAGAAUGUCUCCCCUCUAAAGGUAGUUUGUGUUGAUUAUCCAAGACCAGAUCUUGAUAACACAUCUAAUUUCUUGGAAGCUGCUUACUUGUCUUCAACCUUCAGAACUUCCCCACGCCCAUCUAAGCCAUUGAAGAUUGUAAUUGCUGGUGCAGGUUUAGCUGGUUUAUCAACUGCUAAGUAUUUAGCUGAUGCAGGUCACAAGCCAAUUUUACUAGAAGCAAGAGAUGUUCUUGGUGGAAAGGUGGCAGCUUGGAAAGAUGAUGAUGGAGAUUGGUAUGAGACAGGUUUACACAUAUUCUUUGGAGCUUACCCAAAUGUACAAAAUUUAUUUGGAGAGCUAGGAAUUAAUGAUAGAUUACAGUGGAAGGAGCAUUCUAUGAUAUUUGCAAUGCCAAAUAAGCCUGGAGAAUUUAGUAGGUUUGACUUCCCAGAUGUUUUACCUGCACCAUUGAAUGGAAUUUUUGCUAUAUUGAGGAACAAUGAAAUGCUGACGUGGCCUGAGAAAGUGAAGUUUGCAAUUGGGCUGUUGCCUGCAAUGUUAGGUGGACAGGCUUAUGUUGAGGCCCAAGAUGGGCUUAGUGUUCAGGACUGGAUGAGAAAGCAAGGUAUACCUGAUCGAGUUACUACUGAAGUGUUUAUUGCAAUGUCAAAAGCAUUAAACUUUAUAAAUCCAGAUGAACUUUCAAUGCAAUGUAUUCUCAUUGCUCUAAACCGUUUUCUUCAGGAAAAGCAUGGUUCCAAGAUGGCAUUUUUAGAUGGGAGCCCACCAGAAAGACUUUGCAAGCCAAUUGUUGACCACAUCGAGUCACUCGGUGGCCAAGUCAGAGUCAACUCACGAAUACAAAAAAUUGAGUUAAACAAAGACGGAACUGUCCGGAACUUUCUAUUGAGUGAUGGGAAUGUUCUAGAAGCUGAUGCUUAUGUUUUCGCUACCCCUGUUGACAUUCUCAAGCUUCUUUUACCCGAAGAAUGGAAACCAAUUCCAUAUUUCAAAAAAUUAGAGAAGUUAGUCGGUGUUCCUGUUAUAAACGUUCAUAUAUGGUUUGACAGAAAGCUGAAAAACACAUAUGAUCACUUACUUUUCAGUAGGUCACCUCUGCUGAGUGUGUAUGCUGACAUGUCAGUGACAUGUAAGGAAUAUUAUGAUCCGAAUAAGUCAAUGUUGGAGUUGGUUUUUGCUCCAGCUGAGGAAUGGAUUUCAAGAAGUGACACUGAUAUUAUUGAUGCAACAAUGAGUGAACUUUCAAGGCUUUUUCCUGAUGAAAUUGCAGCUGAUCAAAGUAAAGCAAAAAUCUUGAAAUAUAAAGUUGUUAAAACACCAAGGUCUGUUUAUAAAACUGUUCCAGAUUGUGAACCAUGUCGACCCCUACAAAGAUCUCCAAUUCAAGGAUUUUAUUUAUCUGGUGAUUAUACUAAACAAAAGUAUUUGGCUUCAAUGGAGGGUGCUGUUUUAUCUGGAAAAUUUUGUGCACAAGCUAUUUUACAAGAUUAUGAGAUGCUUGCUACACGGGGUGAAGUGGUUGCUGAGGCAAGCCUUGUCUAACAUUAAAAAAAAAAAACAUUUAUAGGAAUUCAAGAUUCCAAAGUGAAACUUGUUUACAUGAUUUUUCUUGUAUUUGUAAAAGAAGAAAUGCAUAUUAUGGUUAAGUGCUUAGAUGAGAAAUUUGUCGUGUUAAUUAUAUUUA